Messenger RNA from Aplysia californica (California sea hare), 618 nucleotides. RefSeq names its product prolactin-releasing peptide receptor. Gene Ontology annotation, molecular function: G protein-coupled receptor activity. Gene Ontology annotation, cellular component: membrane. The record is from RefSeq and is a predicted model, not a curated record. Lineage: Eukaryota; Metazoa; Mollusca; Gastropoda; Aplysiida; Aplysiidae. Gene Ontology annotation, biological process: G protein-coupled receptor signaling pathway.
GCGCCAGUGGGUGUUGUGCUCAGUGACGCUGGGGUUCGAACCCGGUACAAACGGCGUGCCGUCAAGAUGCUGGUUGCUGUGGUGCUUCUCUUCCUGGCCUGCUGGACGCCGCUUCUGACCUUUAACCUCGUGACCAUGGAGGAUAACCACAUUCACGCAACCUCUGACCUCAUGAAUACCAAGUACUAUUUGCAGUGUCUUGCUCUGAGCAGCGCAGCCUACAACCCAAUCAUCUACGCCUUCCUCAACCAAAAGUUCCGGACCAACUUCAAAUCCCUCCUUCUCCGACGACGAGGACAAGUCGCCCCUCUGGUCAGCGAGCGGGCAGCAAUCAAGUACACCAAACAAGGCAACAAACCUCUAAUCCUUGGCCCAACAGCACAAUCAAAUGAAGCAAAAACGCAGACUACGCAGGAAACGAUGGCGAUGUUCACAACCACACAAAAUGCGACUGUCAGUAGCAGCACUUACGGCCGAUCGCGUUAUGGUGUAGACACUAUGAACACUACCACCACCACCGCAUUUUGAUGAGCUGAAGGAGACCCAAACAUCUCCCGUGUAGCAUUAUUUCAUCCCUUCACCAGAGUUCUGAAAAUAAAAAUGCCAAAACGAAAGGCA